GAGCUGCGGUGCCUGCAGAUGUCGGCCUUCGCCAACCGCAGCUGGGCGCGCACCGACGGCCUGGGGCUGCUCGGGGGGCUGCGCGCCUACAGCUUGAGCGACGGCGCGGACGCCGUGCGCUUCCUCAAGCCCUGGGCGCGGGGCUCGCUCGACCCGCGGCGCUGGGACAGCUUGCAGCACCUGUUCCGCGUGUACCGCUGGAGCUUCACCCGGGACGUGCAGGAGUUCGUCAAGAUGCUGCGCCUGGACUAUCCCUUUGAGAUCCAAGCGUCGGUUGGCUGUACGGUUCUCCCCGGGAACACCUCGCAAAGCUUCUUCCAAGCAGCCUUCCAGGGAGAGGAGAUCCUCAGCUUCCAAGGAU
This is a messenger RNA of Suricata suricatta (meerkat), 361 nucleotides long. RefSeq names its product antigen-presenting glycoprotein CD1d-like. NCBI's taxonomy places the organism in Eukaryota, Metazoa, Chordata, Mammalia, Carnivora, Herpestidae. The transcript is spliced from 2 exons. The record is from RefSeq and is a predicted model, not a curated record. The annotation marks the transcript as partial.